Messenger RNA from Symbiodinium sp. CCMP2456, 1110 nucleotides. NCBI's taxonomy places the organism in Eukaryota, Dinophyceae, Suessiales, Symbiodiniaceae. The record is from the annotation of a GenBank genome assembly.
GCCGACGGCGACUCCGAUGAUUCGGUUUCCAGUGAUGCAGAGGCCGCCGCUGACGAGGGCGCGGAGCCGGAGCCGGCACGGAUCAAUGCCUCGCCGGUGUCUCCUGCAAGCGAUUCUGAGGAUGAAGUUCUUGCCAGCCCGAGCGCAAAGCCGGAGGAGGACGUGAGCUCCGACCGCAGAGACGACAGCGACGCGAGCCCUGCGCCGUUGGAGGAUGAUGAGCCCGGCGACGCAAGCCCUGCGCCGUUGGAGGAUGAUGAGCCCGGGCCCGGGUGCUUGCGCCGAGGCAAAUCGACUGUCAACCUGGGUGACCUUACCUGCCAGGCUGUCCUUGCCCUUUGCAAGGCUGAGAGUUCCGAGUCUGAGGCCUCUGAGGCCGAGGAGAAGAAAGAGCAGCCUCUUUCUCCCGACGCCGCUGAGUCGGAGGAAGAAGAGAUGGCGGAUGAUGAUGCUGGCGUCAGCUCGGGGAACGAGGAUGGCGAGAGCAUCGAUUCUCAGAAAACCUUGCAGCUCGGUGAGUGCCCGCCCCGCAAGAAGCAGAAGAAGUUGCCGGCCGCGACGUGCUCAGCGAAGGAGAAGGCCGUGGCGUCUGCGGAAAUGCAGCGUGCAUUGGUCGAGGCAGGGCGCGAUGGAGUGCCUAGCAGACCGGGAAAGAAAGUGGCCGACGGCAUGAAAGCACUUUCGACCCCUCCGUGCAAGUCGAAGGGUGUGCAUGCCGUGGAUACGCUUACCCCAUCCCCGGUGCCGAUGCAGACUGCAAAGACGGCGAGGCGGCAUGUGCUGAAGAAGUCCAAGGCCAAGGCGAAGGAAAUCAAGCUUGCCGACCGGGCCAAGGGUAUCUAUGGAGAUUACAAUUUGCAUGAUUUGCAAAUUCCAAAGGCUGCUUGGCCUCAGACCAAUCGCGAGAACAAAGGCAAGCACAGUUUCACUCUCAAGUCGGCCGUCGGCCCAGCCACCAUUGAAGUGUUGGUGAGGACGAAGGCCUUCUUUUUGAAGCGCAUCAAUGAGGAUGCGAGCGGCCCCCUGGGGCAGAUCAACUUCAAGAGGUUCGGCUCUGUCGCAGAAGCAUGGGCCGCUGCGAAGCAACGGUCUGGGUAUGUGGAACCAUGA